UUUUAAAGGGUUCCCGUUGACUCCAUCGAUUCGCUGCAACGAACUGCUCAGGCCUAAGAUUUUUUUGCGCAUGCGCUAUGAAAACCCUAGUCGGAUGUGCUGCUGUGUGGCCUCUGCGGAAAAUCGAAAACCUCUUCAAUUCCGCGAGUCACACCCGUUUUAGAAGAGCCUUGUUGUCACGGGAACGCGCUCGGAACCGAUUACAUCACGGCCUAUAUUAAUCAAUUCCGUGAAGAAGCGAAGAGUAGUGCGCGUGCGCUCUGGCAUAGCCAGGGACGUCGCGCAUGCGCCCUCACGUGCUUCUUUGAGACGGAAUGGCAAUUCCCUGACUGUUUCUCUGGAUGCUCAUUUUGCUAAUACAGCAGCACCUGCUGUGUUAAGGAAGGAUGGGGCGUUCCUCCAAAGAUAAGCGUGACAUCUACUACCGCCUGGCCAAGGAAGAAGGGUGGCGAGCCCGCAGUGCGUUCAAACUCCUGCAACUGGAUGAGGAGUACCACCUGUUUCAAGGCGUCUCCCGAGCCGUGGAUCUGUGCGCCGCUCCUGGAAGCUGGAGCCAGGUUUUGAGCCGGAAACUCAAGGGAGACGGCACCAGCAAUGCGGAUGUCAAAAUAGUGGCUGUCGAUUUGCAGGCUAUGGCCCCUCUGCCUGGAGUCAUUCAAAUCCAAGGGGACAUCACCAAGGUCUCUACCGCCCAGGAGAUCAUUCGCCAUUUUGAGGGGCAGCCAGCUGACCUGGUGGUGUGUGACGGAGCCCCUGACGUGACCGGGCUCCACGACAUCGAUGAGUACAUUCAGGCCCAGCUGCUUCUCGCUGCCCUGAACAUCACCACCCAUGUCUUAAAGAAAGGAGGCACUUUUGUAGCAAAGAUCUUCCGAGGGAAGGACGUCACCCUGCUCUAUUCCCAGCUGCGCAUUUUCUUCCCCGACGUGACGUGCGCCAAGCCCCGAAGCAGCCGCAACUCCAGCAUUGAAGCCUUUGUCGUUUGCCGAAACUACAGCCCCCCUGAAGGCUACGUACCAAACAUGUCCAAUCCCCUGCUGGAUCAUUGUUACGAUGUGGACUUUAACCAGCUGGGGGGCCCCAAUCGGGUCAUAGUUCCCUUCUUGGCUUGCGGAGAUCUGAGCGCUUACGAUUCGGACCGGACGUAUCCCCUGCAGCUAGAGCCCGGGAAGGAAUACACCUACGUGCCUCCCACUCAGCCUCCCAUCCACCCCCCUUACGAAGAAGCCUGCUUCUUGAAGAAACACAACCUUCUCGCCAAGGAAUCGACAGCCCAGCCCCAGCAGCCCGCUGCUCCAGAUGAGCCUCCACAGCUGCAAGAGGAGGGAGCUUCCCAUACCUGCGAGGCUGAACUGGUCAAUGCCCUGGAGGAGUUGUCCACAUGACGUAACCGCAAGGCUUGCGGGAGAGGCCGAGGCCCGGCCACAUGCCCACACUGCCCCCUGCUGGUGUGAAAGACUUCUCGUUUCACAUGAGUGUGUGGUGAUAGGAUUUCUGGUUUCCACCCCUCGAAAGAAUUCUGGAAGCCCCCAGCCACUAAACAGACCAAAUGUCGAUUUCUUUCUUCUUCUUUUUUUAAAUUGUUCUUAUUGAGAAUUUUUAAACCGGAAGAUAAAAACUAAUGGCAGAUAUUUUUUAAAAAAGGAAAUAGAAAUACAAAGCUGAAGAAAACCAAGGAAAGCAAAGAAAAGCAGGAAGAUAUUAGAAAAGAGGAGGAGCAAAAGAAUAUCAAGUGGCUCCCAAUUUUCUCUGCAACAGAUAUAAGUAAAGUUACAAACUUAACACUUAUACUCUAUGGUUGCAAAAAAGAACUCUCUUUUAUUCUGUUACCUUAUUCCCCCCCCCAUCAUCAAAUCCACAAAUCAUCAUUUCAUUUUUUUCCAUUUCAUGCAAAAAGUCUAUAUAAGGGGUUGCCAGAUAGCAAUAAAUGUAGCUAGAAAUAAGUUUAGCCAUCUCUACAAGUUCCAUCAUCUUCACCAACCGUUCCUUUGGUGUGGUAAUGUCGGACUUUUCCAUUUUUGUGCUUAUAACAGCCUCGCUGCCAUUGUCAUAGGUAAAAAUAAAGUCCCAUGACUUUUUUCUAUCUGUCUGUCCACUA
Gekko japonicus is the source of this 2098-nucleotide messenger RNA. It is a transcript of the gene FTSJ1, whose product is annotated as FtsJ RNA methyltransferase homolog 1 (E. coli). NCBI's taxonomy places the organism in Eukaryota, Metazoa, Chordata, Lepidosauria, Squamata, Gekkonidae. Gene Ontology annotation, biological process: cytoplasmic translation; tRNA methylation. The transcript has 11 exons. Gene Ontology annotation, cellular component: cytoplasm. The record is from RefSeq and is a predicted model, not a curated record. Gene Ontology annotation, molecular function: tRNA methyltransferase activity. The coding region runs from base 387 to 1385 and encodes 332 amino acids.